This is a messenger RNA of Caretta caretta (loggerhead turtle), 3492 nucleotides long. RefSeq names its product insulin induced gene 2 (gene INSIG2). Gene Ontology annotation, biological process: SREBP signaling pathway; cellular response to insulin stimulus; SREBP-SCAP complex retention in endoplasmic reticulum. NCBI's taxonomy places the organism in Eukaryota, Metazoa, Chordata, Testudines, Cheloniidae. The record is from RefSeq and is a predicted model, not a curated record. Gene Ontology annotation, cellular component: endoplasmic reticulum; SREBP-SCAP-Insig complex.
UGCCCCGAGCUCGUCGACGGCGGGCCCGGCCCCACGGAAUCCCCGGUGCCCCGAGUCAGCUGUUCGCCCCGGCCCAGCUGAGCGCCGUGGAGCCUGCGCAAGGCGGAGACUGAGGCAGGGGAGGGAGAAGAUGGCGGAGGCAGAGGUUUGGGGAACGUUUUAAAUUGAGAGAGUUAAAAUACUGACUGGAAGUGGCUCCUCCCCAAUCACACCGGUGGAUAUCGCCUGGCACGUCAUGGCAGAAAGCGAUGCAGCACCAACCAUACCAAAAAAGUGUGGUCCAUACAUUUCAUCUGUAACCAGUCAUGGCAUGAACUUGGUGAUUCGUGGAAUAGUGCUGUUUUUUAUUGGUGUACUUCUUGCAUUAGUAUUAAACUUGCUACAGAUUCAGAGAAAUGUCACGCUUUUUCCACCAGAUGUGAUCACGAGCAUCUUCUCUUCAGCUUGGUGGGUACCACCUUGUUGUGGCACAGCUGCAGCUGUGAUUGGGUUGUUGUAUCCCUGCAUGGACAGACAUCUGGGAGAGCCACAUAAAUUUAAGAGAGAAUGGUCCAGUGUAAUGCGAUGUGUAGCAGUCUUUGUGGGUAUAAAUCACGCUAGUGCUAAAGUGGAUUUUGCCAACAACAUACAGUUGUCUCUUACACUAGCGGCGCUUUCAAUUGGACUAUGGUGGACCUUUGAUAGAUCACGAAGUGGCUUUGGUCUUGGAAUAGGAAUUGCUUUUCUGGCCACCUUGGUAUCACAGCUUCUGGUCUACAAUGGGGUUUACCAAUAUACAUCUCCAGAUUUCCUUUAUGUUCGUUCCUGGUUACCAUGUAUAUUUUUUGCUGGUGGCAUUACUGUGGGGAACAUUGGUAGGCAGCUGGCAAUGUAUGAAUGCAAAGUCAUUGCAGAAAAAUCUCACCAGGACUGAGGAAAAGUAAAAUAAAUCUUGUAUACAGGAAAAUAUAUGACAAACAACUGUCGGAAGAACAUGCUAUAAGGAACAUUUUGACUAUAAAAUUGCCAAAAUGCAGUUUUCCCCUCUCCCUUGAAUGGUACACGUUAUUGCAAUCUGUGAUUGCUGCUUCUGUAAGUCAGUUAGAAACCUUGGUGUCUGAUUACUGUGAAGUCACACUCGUAUGCAAUACAUUUGACAAUAUUUGUUCAUAAACAAGAUUGGCGAAAAAACAAUCGAACCUAGGUUUACCAUCUUUUUUUCACGAUGUUACAGUGCCAAACAGAUCUCUGAGUUACUGUACUGUAGCUGAAAAUUGUGCUUCAGUUUUUCUAGGCAAUUUGGGGAAUUGAAGGUUUUGAUAGUUUAGUAAAAGCCAGAGAAUUCAGAAUUAAGGUUGAAGAGAUUGCAACUCAUGCUGGUAGCUAAUCAUAAACAUGUCUUCUCCCUGAACAGAAUCACAGCCUUGCUACUGAUGAAUGAAGACACGCAUCACCUAAGGCCAGAUUCUGACACUACUAGUCAUGCUGAGUAAUACUUUACUCUACAAGUAGUCUGGCUGAAGUCUGUGGGACUAGUGGGUGGGGGAAGGUUCUAUUUUAGGUAUGUGUAUGGGCCCAUUAAUGUAAUAUCUGAGUGUCUCAAACUCUGUAAUGUAUUUAUCCUCACUACCCUCACUGUGAGAUAGGGAAGUACUGUAAUUCUCAUUUUAUAGAUAGGGAACUGAGGCACAGAGAGGCGAAAUUUCUUGCCCAUGGUCACACAGGAAAUCUGUGCUUGAGCAGGGACUUGAUCCCAAGUCUUCCAAGACGGAGGUUAUUGCACUAACCACUUCUCCUUCUGUCAAUAUGUGUGUUGGAAUCUGACCUAUAUUUUGGGGCUUACACCCAGUUUCCCGUUUUGGUUUUGCAAUUCCCCCUUGAGAUUAUAGGGCAAACUCUCCUUGUCUUCAAAUAGACACCCCCCGAUUGAUUUACGUUGAUUUCUGCCUGAUUAUGCCAGCAGUGAAUGAGGCCUGGAACAUUCCCACCUCUUGUUUUUUGACUUCCAUCCCUGUCUUGAUGUUGUUUAAACAAGUUCUUUUAUUGCAUUUUAAUUAUUAUUAUUUUUAAUCUUCCAUGAAAGAUUUUUAAAACAUGUUACAGUCACGUAAGGAGACUGAAGUUGGUCCAAAGAACAAAUACAUGUUUAGAUAAGUUUUAAUAAAUAAUAAUGUCUGUGUAUGUAUUGUACAUGAAGCCUGAUAUAGGCAAUUUUUUUGCAGUCUUGUGUGCUUCUAUCUGAAGUCUAUAACAUAUGCAGUGAAAUGCCUCCUAUAGCAUGUAACAACAAUAAGAGUCACCAGAAGAAAAAACUUCUGCAUGGAUGAAGCUUUUAAAAUGUGUAAAUAAGCAAAUGAUAUUUGGAGAUCUCAGUUCAGCAAGCUCCACAGGUUUUCAUUGGCUUAUUACAGCUCCAUGACAUUUCAGUGCCUCGUGCACGUUUUCACAUAUUGGUCACAAUUCAGGAAAGCACUUAAGCAGGCUCUUUCCUUUAAGCUAUCGUUAAGCAUAUGCUUAAGUGCACUCCUGUUUAGGGAUGUUUCUCCUCCAUCAGGGCCAUAAUAAAUAAUGCAACCUUGGAUGUUACAUAAAUGAAGGCUGCAAUUCCAUCUUCAGGUUCUGGCAUUUCACAAGGAACCUGCUGAUAUAUUUUAAAUGUAUUUUUUUCCAUAACAUUCAGCCUGAUCUGCAUUCCUUACUCAGGCAAGUGAUUUCAGUUGGACUGCCUGAUCAGAUCCUCAGCAUGGUUGUCUUCAUAAAAAGUCAAUGAUUGGCAUAAAAGCUGAGAUAUUGAUCAUAAUUUUUACAAUAGCUGUAGGGAAAUAAUGUGGUACCUCAGAUUCCAGGGCUUUAAUGGUGACCACUGUGUGGAGGUAAGUAAAUUUCUUAUUAUUUGCUUAGUAAUAAGUUCUUCUAUCUAUUCGUUUACAUGCUUAUAGAAAACAGGACAUGCGUAUUCAAAUGUACAGCAAAAAUCCUUGUGAAAAGUGGUUAUUGUUCAUUUGUGGCACCCACUUUGCAACAUUUGGAAAUCACAUUAAUUUAAAAAUGAUUGGAAUAUACUGUUAGCAAACUUCUUUCCAAAUUUCAGUUUUGAAACUUUAAGCUGAUUGUGCAAAAUGCACUUGGGUGGUCUCCUUUAUUAUAGAGAUGUUAUUUUUUUAAUUCUUACUUGACUAAAAUAAAUUGCUGCCGGACUAAAACCUUGUAUGCCAAAUUUUCAAACUGCAUUAUAAUUUUAUGGCUGGAAUACUCAGAACCUGAAAAAAGAGGUACAUAAUGGGAAUGCUGACACAGCCUUAACUAUAGUGGUGUGAACAUGCUGCUAUUGUAUAGUGUGUAAUUUAUAAUAUUAGACUGUCUUCAAAGCGUUCCGUAUAGAAUGAAUAAGGUAUAUUUUAGAUACAACUUUAUAAGCACUAUAAACUCUUCACUAACUAUGAGUUGUAAGGUCUAUGCUGUUUACUUCUCCUGUUAAAAGCAAAAUAUGUAUUAAAUAUAAUUACAAUCUUU